ACCUCCUACAAUGCCCACAGUCAAGGCCCGGAAAUAUCACCAAAAUAAAACAGCUUUACGUCUGAGUUUACGAGGUCACAGAGCGGGGCGGAGUUGAAUACAUAUUUUCUUAGUAUUUAGAAGGAAUUUCUGGUAAGAUAUAUAAACGAUGUCCUAUAUUAAACUAAAGCUGGUGAUUGUGGGCGAUGGCGCUUGCGGCAAGACCUGCUUACUCAUGGUGUUUCGUAAUGACGAAUUUCCGCCCGAUUACGUUCCGACAGUUUUUGAAAAUUAUGUCAAAGAACUGGUGGUCGAUGACAAGGAUAUUGAACUCGAAUUAUACGAUACCGCUGGCCAGGAAGACUACGAUAGGCUCAGGCCACUAUCCUAUCCAGGAAGUGACGUCAUACUCGUGUGCUAUUCCGUGGACUCGCCAAACAGUUAUGAUAACGUCAGGGAAAGAUGGGUCCCAGAAGUUGAGCAAUUUUGUCCGCGCGUUCCAAUUAUACUCGUAGGUUUAAAGAAGGACCUCAGAAAUGACACGAAUACGAUCAAAGAUCUUGAAGAACAAGGAUGGCAACCAGUUUCCUUGGAACAAGGAAGAAAGAUGGGAAAUGAGACUGGAGCGAUCGAAUUUUUGGAAUGCUCAGCGCUCAAACGUGAUGGAGUACAAGAAGUGUUCGAGGCAGCGGUACGAGCCGCCAUAGUAAGGCGGAAGAGUAAAAGUGGCUGUUGUUGCACAAUUUUGUAGAAAUGGACAGUCUCUGUCCUGUAUUACCACGGUGUACUCCUGCAGGGAAAGACCUUUACUUCAUUUUCUAAUUUAUUAUAAUCCAGGAUAACUCGUGCAUGGCAAAAAUAUCUUUCAAUUUAGCAUUCCAAAGCGAGAUUCAUUUUGCAUGAAACAUUUCAGCCCAUGCAGUUGGCGCAUCUUGCAUGAAGCAUUUCAGACCAUGCAGUUUGCGUACGGUGCCGACGGCUAAUGAUGCAUAAUGGGUCCUUCAAUGAUCCAUCGGUAAUGAGUCCGCAGCAAGUCAGCGUUUUCUCAAACCAGGCUGAUUAAAUAAUUUCAUUUUAAGGCUGUUAUGGUGUUAAAAAUAUUGUAAUUUAGAAUUUUCAGUGUUAUUUUUCGCCUGAGCUCUAAGCUGAACAUAAAGCUGUAUUAAAUUGUAUUUGACAGUAAUAGAUUAGUUUCUUAAAGUGAACGUCUUGUUCCCUGUGUGGUAACGAUAUUUUUGCAAGAAACUACACUGUGCGGUAUCAUUCCACAACAUACAAUUAUUUAUUUUAAUGUUAGAUUCUUCUAUUAUUGCAAACUCUAUAUGGACUGCAUUGCUAAAUACAGUAUAUCUAUAGUAAACGCAUACAUGCCUAAGUAACGUUCUCUAAAAAAGUCAGUAAUUCGUGGGGAUAGAAAUAUAUGUAAAGCUGUUUUGUUACUGAGUAUCCUAGUAAAAUUCCAUUGUAGAGAUUAAAAUUAUUUUGAACAAA
Molecule: messenger RNA, 1470 nt
Organism: Dendronephthya gigantea
Lineage: Eukaryota; Metazoa; Cnidaria; Anthozoa; Malacalcyonacea; Nephtheidae
Product: rho-related GTP-binding protein RhoA-B-like
Exons: 3
Coding region: 149-730 (193 amino acids)
Biological process (GO): small GTPase-mediated signal transduction
Molecular function (GO): GTP binding; GTPase activity
Source: RefSeq, a predicted model, not a curated record